Lycium ferocissimum is the source of this 1576-nucleotide messenger RNA. Its product is annotated as dolichyl-diphosphooligosaccharide--protein glycosyltransferase 48 kDa subunit. Gene Ontology annotation, cellular component: endoplasmic reticulum membrane; oligosaccharyltransferase complex. Bases 43 to 1350 code for a protein of 435 amino acids. NCBI's taxonomy places the organism in Eukaryota, Viridiplantae, Streptophyta, Magnoliopsida, Solanales, Solanaceae. The transcript is spliced from 13 exons. The record is from RefSeq and is a predicted model, not a curated record.
UAUCUCGCUAAACCCUAUUGCCUUUUUCGAGCAUUUUUCAAGAUGUUUCGAGCACUACCUUUGCUCACACUCCUCACUUUCCUCGCUGUUCUUUGUAAUGCAUUUUCUCCUGAAAACCCUACAGAUCGGAAAAUCUUGGUUCUCCUCGAUGAUUUCUCUAUCAAAUCUUCACAUUCUCUAUACUUUCAAUCUCUCCAAACGCGUGGUUUCGAUCUCGAUUUCAAACUCGCUGAUGAUCCUAAAAUUGCAUUACAACGUUACGGCCAGUAUUUAUAUGACGCGUUAAUCCUCUUCUCCCCCUCCAUUGAAAGUUUGGGUGGAUCACUUAAUGCGGCAGCUAUUCUGGAUUUUGUUGAUUCUGGACAUGAUUUGAUCCUUGCGGCUGAUGCAUCUGCAUCUGAUCUGAUUCGAGAGAUUGCUACUGAGUGUGGUGUUGAUUUUGAUGAGGAUCAGGCAGCUAUGGUCAUUGAUCAUACAAGCUAUGCAGUUUCUGAUACAGAAGGGGACCAUACCUUAAUUGCUGGUGAUAAUCUCAUUCAGUCUGAUGUGAUCUUGGGCAGAGAAAAGAUCAAGGCUCCUGUAUUGUUCAAGGGGAUUGGUCAUUCUGUAAAUCCGGCCAAUAGCUUGGUGCUGAAAAUCCUCUCAGCUUCUCCUUCAGCGUAUUCAGCUAAUCCUAAAUCCAAACUGUCUUCUCCACCAACACUAACUGGAUCUGCAAUCAGUCUUGUUUCAGUUGUGCAGGCAAGAAAUAAUGCUCGGAUUCUUAUAUCUGGCUCCUUAAGCAUGUUUAGCAAUCGAUUCUUCAGAUCUGGGGUGCAAAAGGCUGGAAGCACAAUCAACCAUGAGAAAUCUGGGAAUGAGCAGUUUGUGACUGAAAUUAGCAAGUGGGUCUUCCAUGAAAGAGGCCAUCUCAAGGCUGGGAAUGUAAGACAUCACAAAGUUGGGGAGGCAGAUGAACCUUCUAUAUACAGAAUCAAUGAUGAACUGGAAUAUUCUCUUGAGAUUUAUGAAUGGUCUGGAACAAGUUGGGAACCUUAUGUUGCAGAUGAUGUUCAAGUUCAGUUUUACAUGAUGAGCCCCUACGUUCUAAAAACCAUGUCGACCGAUAAGAAGGGUGUCUAUUAUACAUCAUUCAAGGUUCCAGAUGUUUAUGGAGUAUUCCAGUUUAAGGUUGAGUAUGAGAAAUUAGGAGUCACAAGCUUGAGCCUUGCAAAGCAGAUUCCCGUUCGACCAUUCAGACAUAACGAAUAUGAGAGAUUUAUAACAGCUGCUUUUCCUUAUUAUGGAGCAUCCUUCUCUAUGAUGGGUGGUUUCUUCCUCUUCUCCUUGGUUUAUCUCUACCACAAGUAGCUGAAAGAUGAUUGCAAUUAAGACUACAUGAAGAGAGGUGCAAUUUUUGUAUUUGGUCUAAACAUCUAAAGUUAGAAAUCGAGGAUGUAGAGGCUCUAGCCUGUAGUGUUUCUUGGAACGAAAAAAUGUAUUUUCAAUUUGUUUAGCAGCAAAGGAUUAUUGGGAAAUAUUUGAAAAUACAUCCAUUGAUAAUUUCAUCCUUACAAUCCCAAGGAGUUUUUGGUCU